This is a messenger RNA of Lampris incognitus (smalleye Pacific opah), 983 nucleotides long. RefSeq names its product C-C motif chemokine 2-like. The transcript has 3 exons. Lineage: Eukaryota; Metazoa; Chordata; Actinopteri; Lampriformes; Lampridae. Gene Ontology annotation, molecular function: chemokine activity; CCR chemokine receptor binding. Gene Ontology annotation, cellular component: extracellular region. The record is from RefSeq and is a predicted model, not a curated record. Gene Ontology annotation, biological process: cellular response to tumor necrosis factor; chemokine-mediated signaling pathway; neutrophil chemotaxis. The coding region runs from base 291 to 743 and encodes 150 amino acids.
CAGCCGGAGUGAUUAUGUCCAAUGGUGCGGUGAGGGGGUGAGGCCUGUGUUCUAUAAGAACCAGAUCAUCACUUAGAUCAGACAUAACUUCAGCCACUCCAACAGCCUUUAGGUCUCCGUACCACCCAACGAGGGCACCUGCUGCGCAAUUAGCGUUGACUCACACAGAUUUUGACAUUUACCCAGGCAAGCGGCAAAGAUAAAGAUCUGACUUAUUUAGACUGCCACGGUAGAUUUGUGCUCCAGCGGUACUGCACACGGUAUCUAGCAGAGAGAGCCGAGGUGUCAUUAUGGCGACGAGGCUCAGCUUGGUCUCCCCUACGUGCGCUCUCCUAUGCCUCGCCACAUGGAUGGGCUCUGUCUAUACAACCCAUGGACCGGUGGACAGCUGCUGUGAGAACUGGAGUAACACCACAGUCAGCGUGGACAAGAUCGUGAACUACACCAUCCAGUCUGUGGCACGCUGUUCCAUCCCGGCUGUGGUGUUUAUAACCAAGCAGGACAGGACGAUCUGCUCCAACCCUGCCAGAUGCUGGGCCAAAAAGGCCAUGAGAAAGGUGGACAAAGAGAAUGAGGUGGCUCCUGCGGAGAAGAAGGAAGAGGGCAAGAGAAACAAAGACGCCGGCGGCCUACCAGAGGGCAGCGGACUCCCAGAGUGCACACAGAGGAGGAGAGGCACAAGGGAAAGAAUGGGACAGGGGAUCAGGCCGCAAGGGAGGAAACGGAAAGGACUCCGUGUUUAAAUCACAAAGAAGAACAAGGCGAGGAAGCCUGUCGAACUCUGCACAGCGGAUAUUGCUCCCGCCAAACGCAUUUAUUUGUCCUGUUUGUGCCACAUCGGAGCCAACAAACCUGACAAAAUUUACACAGCUUCAUAUUUUUGCUUCCAUUAGUCAAUAUAUCCUAUGAAUUCUGAUAUAUAUUAAAAAAAAACAUACCCUGUCUUUAGAUAUAUGUGUGUUCUACGUCAUUGGCCAAUAAAA